Messenger RNA from Microthlaspi erraticum, 447 nucleotides. NCBI's taxonomy places the organism in Eukaryota, Viridiplantae, Streptophyta, Magnoliopsida, Brassicales, Brassicaceae. The record is from the annotation of a GenBank genome assembly.
AUGCAACUCGGUCAAGCCCUUAACUUGAAGGGCUUCUCAAUUACAGUUGCUGUGGGAGAAUCAAAUCAAGUAAGCUCUUCUCAAGACUUCCCUGAUUUUCACUUUGUCCCCAUUCAAGAAAGCCUACCGGUGUCUCAAAUCCAGAUACUUGGACCAGUGGAGUUUCUGAAGAAGCUCAACAAAACUAGUGAGGCAAGCUUCAAGGACUGUAUAGCUCAGUUGUUGCUACAACAAGGCAAUGAUAUUGCAUGUAUCAUCUACGACGAGCUCAUGUACUUCUCUGAAGCUGCAGCUAAGGAGUUCAAGCUUCCCAUUGUCAUAUUCAGCACUGCCAGUGCUACAAAUCAAGUUUGUGUGCGUGUUUUAAGCAAACUCGAUGACAAGAAGUUCUUGAUCGACAUUGAAGAUCCUGAAGAACAAGACAAGGUUCCUUUACCACUUACCUAA